AUGGGCGGUAUCCCCUGGCACUCGAAAGGGUGCAUGACAUGCCGGAAACGCAAAGUCAAGUGCGACGAACAAGAGCCAGAAUGCGCCCGUUGCAUCAAGCGCGGUGUCAAGUGUCCUGGAUACGAAAAGACCCGCAUCUUCAUCCACCACCCAUUGGCGAGACGAGAGAAAGCGAAGGAAUCGGUCCCGAUCACCGAGUCUCAGUAUCAGAUUGAAUAUCAAAGUCCAUAUCAGGCCCAGAUCCAAUCUCAACAUCCGGUCCAAUUCCAAGAUCCCGUUCGAGCAAUGAUGAUGCCCAGCAAUGUGACCUCUGGACCGGUAGCGCGCGAACAGGUUUUCUCGUCCUUUACCAAUGUCUUCUUCAGCCAUACGGAGGAGGUUUCCACGCUAAAUCUGUGGCAAUAUCUCAUCUACAAUUUUGCGACCCUUCCGAAUAAGACGAAUAUGCUUGAGAGAGCCAUUUCUGCGGUGUCUUGUCUUUACAUGGGCAAGAUGAACAACGAUGAUCAUAUGUACAACUAUGGUCUGGACUUGUAUGGAACUGCGAUCCGGAGUGUGAAGAACAACAUUUAUCGAAACGCAUGGAACGCGGAAAUUGUGUAUACUGCAGUCAUUUUCCAGGAAUUGGAGGGAUACUGCUGCGCUUUCGAUCUCCGAGCAUGGUUGGCCCAUACUCAGGGAACAAGUACCCUUCUUCGGUAUUAUCGUGAUAUUUUGCCUCGAAAUCCUCUUCUUGACGCCAUCUAUAACCAACACCAGAAAAUGCGACUGAUUAUUGCUACCGCUGGACUCAACAUCACAGAAGACGAAUAUCAAUAUCUGAAACAUUCAAGCGAUGGGAUUUCGACUCCACUAUCUGAAUUACUCGCAGUCUACGCAGAAUUUGGACCGCUUUCCGCUGUCCUCAAUUCGAUUUCCCCCAAUGACCACGAAGGAUGCGAGACCCUACUCCAAAACUGCCUGAAACAAAAAGACAGAAUCACGUCGUGGUAUUCUCAAUAUGGCUACGCCAGAGGCCUCUUCGUGUGCGGCCCAGAUGAAUGCAAGACCGACGAGCUGCCCCCAACAGAGGGCUUAUUCGGUGCUGGUUACCGGUUCUCCUCACUCGAUAAUGCCAGAAUGCACCAUUGGUACUGGAACGCGCUGGCCACAAUCCAACCAAUGAUCUACAAAGCCAGAUCUCUCGUUCGAUCUUACCCGCUCACUCCUGAGAGCGGCUCUGGCAAAGCGCCAGCCGACGAUGAGGAUUAUAAAUUGUCAGAGUUCUACGCGGACGAGAUUUGCCGCACAAUCCCAUACUACGCAAAUGAUACAAAAACACUCUCCGGGAUCCGCAUGUUGAUGUUCCCAAUGAGUGGGGCUAUCAAGGUCUACAUCGGCCUCGGAAAUCGGGACAAGUUCCUCUGGUGUCAACAUGCCCUUCGUUUGAUCUCGAACCGUGGCCUAAGCUCUUCUCGUCGUUUGAGCGAGUUGUUCUGGAAUAAUUGGAAUAAUAGGACGGAUGAACUUUGUCCUGUUCCAUGUCGAUCUCUGCGAGAUGAAAUGUUGUCCUUUGAGCUUUCUACAGAGCACCAGGAGAAGGUAUUUGAUGUGGGGCAGAUGCUUGAGGAGUCUAAGCCUAAGGAAACACCAGAGAAGACUGUGGUGUCCAACUCAAAUGAGGUAAUGAAAUCAACUGAGACUCCCCAGCCACCUCAGGUGCCCAAACCCAAGGAGAAGCCGAGGCCUAGUGAAGAGCCGAAGGUCACGGGAGAGCCACGGUUUCAAGGCGAAAUUCAAUUUAUCCAGGAAGUUAUCAAGGUUUAA
Molecule: messenger RNA, 1806 nt
Organism: Penicillium subrubescens
Lineage: Eukaryota; Fungi; Ascomycota; Eurotiomycetes; Eurotiales; Aspergillaceae
Product: Zn(II)2Cys6 transcription factor domain-containing protein
Exons: 4
Coding region: 1-1806 (601 amino acids)
Biological process (GO): regulation of DNA-templated transcription
Molecular function (GO): zinc ion binding; DNA-binding transcription factor activity, RNA polymerase II-specific
Source: RefSeq, a predicted model, not a curated record